Trematomus bernacchii (emerald rockcod) is the source of this 5386-nucleotide messenger RNA. RefSeq names its product insulin receptor b (gene insrb). Gene Ontology annotation, molecular function: insulin receptor substrate binding; insulin receptor activity; phosphatidylinositol 3-kinase binding. Gene Ontology annotation, biological process: positive regulation of MAPK cascade; glucose homeostasis; cell surface receptor protein tyrosine kinase signaling pathway. The coding region runs from base 1091 to 5206 and encodes 1371 amino acids. The transcript has 23 exons. The record is from RefSeq and is a predicted model, not a curated record. Gene Ontology annotation, cellular component: axon; membrane; insulin receptor complex. Lineage: Eukaryota; Metazoa; Chordata; Actinopteri; Perciformes; Nototheniidae.
AGGACUUGUUUACUGGCGGAGAAAAGAGACGGAAAGAGGGGGAACCUGAGGGAGAGACACCGCUACACGGACCGGGAAUACAAGUUUUUUACACUAAAGUCCUUUUUAUGUGUGUUUACCUCAUCGUUUUUCGGGAAUACUGACUUUGUACGCGCGUGUGUGUGUGUUUUUUAAAUAUUUUAUUUUACAUUUUAACACCGAGCUUGUUUUCCCCCCACGUUAAUCUGGGAAAAAGAAUCGGGGCGGCGUGGUGGGAGAGUUUCCUCACUUUAUUUUGAACGCGUUUUUUCCUCCUUGUUCACGGUGCAUGGGGGAAAGGAGAGGGGAAACCACCCCUAAAUUCUUUGUUUUCCUUCUCCCGUUUGGUCGUUUCAUGGCUGUCGGGUGGUGGUGGUGGUCAGCGAGGGUGAAGGAGUUCAGAGGAAGGUCGUAGUGGGGAAAAGCUGCACGUUUUUCCUGCACGUAGCUCCUCUUCCUGGGAUGUGUUUCCAUCUGAGAUACCAGCAACCAGGGGGGAUAUAAAGACCUGUGGACUUCCAAACUCCUGAUAUUUGCUUUGCAUUUAGGUUCUGGGUGAUAUCCAGCUGCAGGAACUCAAGAGGACGUUUUAAAACACAGUGCAGAGGGAAAAUACUUGUUUUUGAAGUCCCUCAUUGGAGCAGUGCAUUACAAGGGAAUUAACCCAAGGGCCAGUGGAUCUCCUCCAAACAAGCCCCCCCCUGCCUGCUGGAUCCUAACAAUACUGUUAUUUCUCACCACAAUUAAACAGAUGAACGUGGACUGUCGCCUCCACUUGAGGAAAAUGAAGAACUUUACUCGCACAUGUGUUGCCAGAAGCCAAGAUCACGUUAUUUAGUGGUCUGUAUUUGCUCCAGGGCUCACAAACAUCACCAACUUGCUGGCUGGGAAGAUACUAGAUGUAUUUCUCCCCCCGGCUCAAGGGGGGGCAACGUUGAGGACCUUCAUUUUUAAUCAUUUUAUUCAAUACUUUUGAUAUUCCAACACCUUUUUUUUUGGGGUGAAAUUAACAUUUCUCCCUCAAGAUUUUUUUGUUUUGAGAAGCUUCCAGAGGAGAGCACAACUUGUCAACAUGAGCCGGUGGACGCUCAAGCUGAGAGCACAACUUGUGUUUUUUAUCAUCGGCACCUGCAUUAUAUGCCAGUGUGGACUAAUCAGUGGAGAAAUCUGCCCGAGCAAAGACAUCCGUAACAAUGUGACCAACCUGCAGUCUCUGGAGAACUGCACCAUCAUCGAGGGCCACCUGAAGAUCCUGCUGAUGUUCAAUACCAAGACGGAGGACUUCCGGGGCCUCAGCUACCCGAAGCUGCGCGUGGUGACGGACUACGUGCUGAUGUUCCGGGUCUACGGCCUGGAGACCCUCGGAGAGCUCUUCCCCAACCUCACGGUGGUCCGGGGGAACAGCCUCUUCUUCAACUACGCCCUGGUGGUGUACGAGAUGCUGCAGCUGAAGGAGGUGGGUUUGCACAGCCUCAUGAACAUCACGCGGGGUGCCGUGCGGAUCGAGAAGAACCCCGACCUCUGCUACCUGGCCACGCUGGACUGGGCCAAGAUCUCCGACUCGGUGGAGGACAACUACAUCGUGGCCAACAAGAACGACAGGGAGUGCGGAGACGUUUGUCCCGGCACCGCCCAGGGCCAGACGGUCUGCCAGCAGAACACCAUCAACGGACACUUCAGGGGCCGCUGCUGGUCCCAGAACCACUGCCAGAGAAUGUGCCUGGACAACUGUAAGCACAGUGCGUGCAGCCUGCAGGGUCAGUGCUGCCACGACCAGUGCCUGGGGGGCUGCUCGGAGCCGGGGAACUCCAGCUCCUGCGUGUCCUGCCGGAACCUGCAGCACGGGAACACCUGCGUGGACAAGUGUCCCGCCGGGUUCUACGUGUUCCGGGGCUGGCGCUGCAUCAGCUUCUCCUUCUGCCAGGAGCUCCACAACCAGUGUACUCAGAGUAAGAAGUUGAACCAGGACCGAGAGCAGGGCUGCCACGAGUAUGUCAUCCACAACGGAGCCUGCAUCCCCGAGUGUCCCUCGGGAUACACCACCAUCAACUCCACUACGCUGACCUGUUCCCCGUGUGCCGGCCUCUGUCCCAAACUGUGUGUAGGGAAUAAGACCAUCGACUCGGUGAUGUCCGCCCAGGCUCUGAGAGGAUGCACCGUUCUCCACGGCAACAUGAUCAUCAAGAUCAGAGGAGGAAAUAACAUCGCUGCGGAGCUGGAGGCGAGUCUGGGUCAGCUGGAGGUGAUCACGGGCUUCCUGACGGUCCGCAGAGCCUACGCCCUCGUCUCCCUCUCCUUCCUCCGAAAAUUACGCAUCAUCAGGGGAGAGCAUCUGGAGGGAGAUGUGUUUGCCUUCUACGCUCUGGAUAACCAGAACCUCAGGGAGCUCUGGGAUUGGUCCAAACACAACCUGACCAUCCGGCGCGGCCGCACCUUCUUCCACUACAACUCCAAACUCUGCAUGUCGGAGAUCAGGAAGAUGGAGGAGGUGACGGGAACCAAGGAGAGGAACCAGAAGAGCGACAUCGCUGUGAGGAACAACGGGGACCAGGCCUCCUGUGAGACCAAGCUGCUGAAGUUCACCGUGAUGAAGACCACCUCCAACAUGAUCAUGCUGAAGUGGGAGCCCUUCUGGCCGUUAGACUUCAGAGACCUGCUGGGAUUCAUGGUUCUCUACAAGGAGGCGCCGUACAGGAACGUGACGGAGUUCGACGGGCAGGAUGCGUGCGGCUCCAACAGCUGGGCGAUUGCAGACGUGGACCCUCCGGCCCGCUCCACGGACGGGAAGAAGGCGGACGACCCGGGUCACCUGAUCCGCCCGCUGAAGCCCUGGACCCAGUACGCCAUCAUGGUGAAGACCCAGCUGUCCGCCUCCGACGAGCACGAGGUGCAGGGAGCCAAGAGCAAGAUCAUCUACGUCCGCACCAACGCCACCAAGCCCUCUGUUCCUCUGGACCCCAUCUCCUCCUCCAACUCCUCCUCUCAGAUCAUCCUGAAGUGGAAGCCCCCCACCAGCCCCAACGGGAACAUCACCCACUACCGGGUCAUCUGCCGCAAGCAGAGCGAGGACCGAGACCUGUACAAGUUCGACUACUGCCUGCAAGGGAUGAAGCUGCCGUCCCGUACCCCCACCCACCUGGACAGCGAGGACGAGCAGAAGUGGAACCACACGGACGAACCCAGCUCGGGGGGGCGGUGCUGCGCCUGCCCCAAGACUGACAACCAGCUGAAGAAGGAGCAGGAGGAGAUCGAGUACCGCAAGACCUUCGAAAACUACCUGCACAACGAAGUGUUCGACAGCAGAUCUUCCCGCCGCAGACGCUCAGUGGGCGUCGCCAACGCCACGCUUCCUAAUUUCUUCCUGACCACAGUUCCAGGUCUGCAGUUCGGCUCCACCACAGCCAGCCCUGAAGACGAAGACGAAGACGAGGAGGGGUCCAAGGUGGAGCUGAAGGUGUUCUCCAAGGAGUCCACGGUGAUCUCCAACCUGCACCACUUCACCAGCUAUAAGAUCGAGAUCAUGGCCUGCAAUCACCCGACCGAGAUAAAGCGCUGCAGCAUGGCCACCUACGUCAGCGCCCGCACCAUGCCCGAGGUGAAAGCAGACGAGAUCCCGGGCGAGGUGACCCAUGAGAUCGUGAACACCGAGCCCCCCUACGUGAUGAUCAAAUGGGAACCGCCCCGCUCCCCAAACGGCCUCAUCAUCCUGUACGAGGUUUUCUACAGGAAGGUCGGAGAAUCGGAGGACCACACAGGCUGUGUUUCUCGGCCGGCCUACAUGAAGUCCGGCGGGACGAAGCUGUCUCUGGUUCAGCCGGGGAACUACAGCGUGAGGGUCCGCGCCACCUCGCUGGCAGGGAACGGGUCCUUCACUAAGACCACCUACUUCUUCAUGCCCAACCCGGAUCAAGGUCUGAUCUGGAUCGUGAUGGGUCCGGUGAUCUGCUUCAUCCUGCUGCUGUUUGUGGGAGGGGGAGUCUUAGUGAUCUUCAAGAAGAGACAAACCGAAGGACCGACCGGACCUCUGAUCGCCUCGUCAAACCCCGAGUACAUCAGCACCACCGACGUGUAUGUCCCCGAUGAGUGGGAGGUUCCCCGGGAUAAGAUCUUGGUGAUGCGGGAGCUGGGGCAGGGCUCCUUCGGGAUGGUGUACGAGGGUCUCGCUAAGGACAUCAUCAAAGGAGACCCCGACACACGCGUCGCUGUGAAGACGGUCAACGAGUCGGCCAGCCUGAGGGAGAGGAUCGAGUUCCUGAACGAGGCGUCCGUCAUGAAGGCCUUCAGCUGCCACCACGUGGUGCGUUUGUUAGGCGUGGUUUCCAAAGGGCAGCCCACCCUGGUGGUGAUGGAGCUGAUGACCCACGGAGACCUGAAGAGUUACCUGAGGGCGCUGAGACCCGACUCUGAGCACAACCCCACCGGCCGCUCCCCCCCCAUCCUGAAGGAGAUGAUCCAGAUGGCCGCAGAGAUCGCAGACGGGAUGGCUUACCUCAACGCCAAGAAGUUUGUCCACAGAGACCUGGCAGCCAGGAACUGCAUGGUGGGCGAGGACUUCACCGUCAAGAUCGGAGACUUUGGUAUGACCCGAGACAUUUAUGAGACGGACUACUACCGUAAAGGCGGGAAGGGUCUACUUCCUGUCAGGUGGAUGGCUCCGGAGUCUCUGAAGGACGGAGUGUUCACCGCCCACUCAGACUGCUGGUCCUUUGGUGUGGUGAUGUGGGAGAUCAGCACCCUGGCGGAGCAGCCGUACCAGGGUCUGUCCAACGAGCAGGUGCUGAAGUUCGUGAUGGACGGAGGAUACCUGGACCGACCCGACAACUGCCCCGAGAGGAUGCACAGCUUGAUGCAGAUGUGCUGGCAGUACAACCCGAAGAUGCGCCCUCUGUUCCAGGACAUCAUCGAGAUGCUGCGGGAGGAGCUGCACCCGUCCUUCCACGAUCUCUCCUUCUUCUACAGCGAGGAGAACAAAGUCCCGGAGGCCGAGGAUUACGACCUGGACCUGGACAACAUGGAGAGCAUCCCCCUGGACCCCUGCUCCUACUCCCAGAGAGAGGACUUGAGCAGGGACUCGGGGCCCUCGGUGGCCCUCAGGGGGAACUAUGAGGAGCACGUCCCCUACACACACAUGAACGGGGGCAAGAAAAACGGACGAAUCUUAUCGCUGCCCAGAUCCAGCCCUUCCUAACAUUUCCUGUUUCCAUAAAAAACUGUUUAACCUCCCUUUCUCUUUCACACUGGAAACAAAACAAACUGAACCGUUGAGUUAAAUUAAACGUAUUAUGUCAACAGAUUUCACACCACUGUAUUAUGAAAGCAAUAAUAUUAAAGGUCCCCUAUUAUACUGUUUUUCAUCAAUAUAUCACAG